UGUAAUUUAAUGACGCGCGGUAUGAAAGAAGUCUGAGAGAGGUUAAGUAACUUGUUAUGGAACAUAAUUUUGCGGACAAGAGUAAAUCAAUCGUAUAAGGAUAAUGUAUCGCAUAAUUUGAAGUGAUACAAUCGAUCAACAUGCUCUCACAGAUCAUGAGGAACAUCCUUACACGGAGUAAGAAUCCUGCAUUGUUAAAACGAUCGCCGUGUAAGAUUACAGAUCUUGUGUCAGGUCGUGUUAAUUAUACUCGCAAUAUUCACAUCAGCGGAUUUCGAGGUAAAGACGACAAAAAGAAUGACAAGCCAUCAGCUCUUGUGCUUCAGGCUUUUGCGAACGCUGAGAGCAAGGAGAAAGAAGCUUAUUUGGAAAUACUCCGGCAAUACAAGAACAACAAUGAUCUCAGACGUGGUCAUGUGGAAUUUAUUCAGGUCGCCCUCAAAUACAUGGACGAGUUUGGCGUAAAUCGGGAUCUGGAUGUGUACAAGACUCUGUUGGACGUGCUUCCCAAGGGUAAAUUUAUUCCCACCAACUUUUUCCAAACAAUGGUAAUGCAUUAUCCAAAACAGCAGUACGUAGCUAUCGACUUGCUGUGCAAAAUGGAGAAGAAUUGCGUGAUGCCAGAUGUGGAGAUGCAGGACAUGCUGCUAAAUAUCUUCGGGAAACACGGUGCUCCGCUGAAAAAGUUUUGGAGAAUGAUGUACUGGAUGCCCAAGUUUGUCAACUUGAAUCCUUGGCCUUGUCCCAGACCAGCACCCAAGGAUCCACGAGUACUUGCGAGAUUAGCAAUGAGCAAGAUAUCUAGUAUAGAUGUGCAGACUAAGAUCGUAGAGUUUGAGACCAAGGAUGUACAAGAUGCCGUUGAGGAUACGUGGAUUGUAUCCGCCAUGAGCAGCUUACAAGAAAAAUUAUUGAAAACGCAAUCUCCUAACAGUCCAAUUUUUGUCGAAGGACCAUAUACAGUUUGGGUUGCAGAUCAAUGUAUAGACUAUUUUGUGCUGAGAGGAGAGAUGAGAAAGAAAAAGGAGUAUGAAGAUAUUGAUGAUGUUUCAAAUAUUAGAAUUCCUUUCUGGGAUAAAAAGGAAAUAAUCCCUGCUCCUACAGUCCACGAGCAAGAUGAUGGCACAUACUUUGCGAUGUGCGCAACAGGUACAUCUACGAAAGAUUCUCUAUUGUCCUGGAUACGAUGUCUGCAAAAACAGAAUCCUAUCUUAAAUGUAAUCCCGAUAAUGUUUAAAGUGGCAUCACUUUCGAAAGAACAGCUGUACAUCGAAACUGAAAAGAGCAAUGAAAUAGUGCAUACAAAAAAUUAAUGUCAAAAGUAGAAAUAAUUAAACUAUUAAAAACUGAAUAUAGUAAAGUGAUGCAUAUACAGGGUGAGUUUUUUAACUUGAGAUUGCAAAAUAAACUGUUAAAAUAAA
Cataglyphis hispanica is the source of this 1421-nucleotide messenger RNA. RefSeq names its product evolutionarily conserved signaling intermediate in Toll pathway, mitochondrial (gene ECSIT). The record is from RefSeq and is a predicted model, not a curated record. Gene Ontology annotation, cellular component: mitochondrion. The transcript has 2 exons. Gene Ontology annotation, molecular function: protein binding. Lineage: Eukaryota; Metazoa; Arthropoda; Insecta; Hymenoptera; Formicidae. Bases 141 to 1313 code for a protein of 390 amino acids.